Centruroides sculpturatus (bark scorpion) is the source of this 782-nucleotide messenger RNA. Its product is annotated as nose resistant to fluoxetine protein 6-like. The record is from RefSeq and is a predicted model, not a curated record. The transcript is spliced from 7 exons. NCBI's taxonomy places the organism in Eukaryota, Metazoa, Arthropoda, Arachnida, Scorpiones, Buthidae. Bases 31 to 714 code for a protein of 227 amino acids.
GUACUCUGUAUAUUUAUUGCAUGGGUUUCAAUGGCAACGUUAGCAGAGAUUUUAAUGCGAUUUGAUAUCAUUCCUUGGAAGAUGAAUAAUAGUAAAAUUUUCGAGUAUAUUCUCAUCGCUUCACCUUUUACAUCUCUACAUAAAUUGUGUUUCACGAAUAUCGAUGAAAGCACAAAAUCGUUGUGUGGUGUGAGAUGUCUUGUAAUAAUUAAUGCAGUAUUCGGACAUACAUGUGCGUUAGUAAUGAUUCUAGGCACAGUAGCAGAAAAAUAUUCCAAUAUCGUAAAGGCGAUGGACUUUUUUUUAUGGGAGAUCCUUCUUCAAGGCUUCACGAUGAUCGAAUCGUUUUUCUUCUACAGUGGUUUUAUGGUUAUGUAUUUGAGACAAAAGCGUGGAAACAACUCUGUGAAGCACUAUAUCAUGCCUUUAGUCAAGAAAAUUUUCAGAUUCACUUUUCCGGUAAUCUUUGUUUUGGGCUUUGCAAUUCUUCUGCCUCUACUCGGAGAUGGUCCUCAUUGGCAUCGUGUUAUUGAUCAAGCGGAAUACUUAGAAAACAGUUGGUGGAAGUAUAUCACUCAUGUUCAUAUUUAUACAGAAUUCGAACAGAAGAAAUUUUUAAACGUUACGUGGUUUAUGAGUGCGUUAUUGCAAUUGUCUAUCAUAGCAUCAUUGCUACUGUAUGUUAAAGACAGAAAUUAUUUCCUCUUGGUCUAAAUGUUACAGCAAACUAAAUUUCGUUACAUUUGGAUUGAUAAAGAUUUUUGUAGACGGUGUUAAAUAGG